Enterobius vermicularis (human pinworm) is the source of this 1683-nucleotide messenger RNA. NCBI's taxonomy places the organism in Eukaryota, Metazoa, Nematoda, Chromadorea, Rhabditida, Oxyuridae. The record is from the annotation of a GenBank genome assembly.
AUGCGUCCUGUUUCAUCAAAUGGAGCACCUCAAACCACUAGUGAUCCUGCAUAUGUCGCGUAUAUUAAUGGAGAUUACAAGAAAGCUCUUGAUCUGUUGAAUAGUUUAAAGGGACAGACCGACAAUCCAUAUGAACUUCGUCGACUGCUCACUAACAUAAAGUUAUGUGAGUGUCGUAUGAAUGGAUUGUUGUUUUCGACCUAUUAUGGAGAUGGGUUGCUGGAAUUAUUCCCAGAACUGAGGUCACCAAAAGGGCGAACUUUGAGUAGUCAAUCAGAAGCAUUUGCAGCAUUCAACUUAGCUCUGAAUGCCUUCGCUAGAGGGAAUCGUAAAACCGCAAUUGACCUCCUCCACUGUAUACUCACUUUACGUGGCCUUCCUACUAAACUUUUUCUCGUCGUUUCUUUGCUGGAGAUCGAGAUGAGUCUGACAUUCUGUCAGCCAAAAUUGGCGUUGAAGUUAGCGUUAAGACUGCGUGAAAACACUACUUGGAAGAGAGCUGAUGCAUCGGAAAAAGAUUAUCUAGAAUGUCUUGAACAGAGAAUUCGUUGUCGCCUUGCACAGACAGCUUCUUCCACUGAUGGUUUACAGAAAACUGGUAAGCUUCACUGGUGCCUUCUUCAAUCGGAACUUGAUGUUAAAAACGGUAAUGCAUUACGUGCUUUCAAUCGUCUACGGAAAUUUCGACCUCCGCUGUCGGACGAGGAACGACGGUUGGUAGACAACGCUAUGGGUUGUGUUUACGCGCUAUCAUUCAAAAAGCCGGCAGCAGCAGAGUCGUAUUUUAGAUCUGCUAUGUUUUGUGGAGAACAACAGAACAACGGAGGUAGGUCUGUAAUUCCACGUCAUUGCCUCAUAUAUCACGCUGCUCUUGCACAACUUCAUUCGAAUCAACCGGAAUCUGCCUUCAAUCUUUUUCUUUCAAUUCUACCGUAUUAUUCUCGCCAGCCACGUAUAUGGUUACGGCUUGCGGAGUGUUGCAUUUAUGCGCUUACCAAACCGAGUAGCGCAGAGAAAGUUGGAGGAGCUAAUUAUCCUAAUGAAAUUGUCUCUCAUCUUUCUGGUAAAGGGUCACAUGUACAAAUUGCUUUUUCAACAACUCAUGCUAACCCCAAGGCAGGUAGUGAGAGGCCAGAUCUUUAUUUGUCUUCGUCAAUUAGUUGGGGUUUCGCAUCUCAUUGCGUUCGCAAUGCUCUCUUGUUUUCCGGCCUUGAACGGGACUGCGGAUAUUUGUUGCCAUGGUUGUAUACAGCUUCUGCUUUUAUAAAUAUCAAUCUUGGGAGGCCUGGCCUUGCUCUGCGUGCUACUCGCCAUCUUUUUAGUUUGACUCAGGUGUCUCCUCAUCAUAAGUUUAUGGCCGUUCUUUACAAGACUGAAGCUUUGCUCCUGCUUGAUCGCGUCGAGGAAGCACAACGAUGUUUAGACGAGGCAAUUCCAUUACAGUCUAUCCCUCUCACUGCAUCGACUCUCAUGUACAACAGAGCUUUGCUGCAAGGGUUCACUGAAAACUUUACAAAAUCACAUGCUAUUUAUUCUUUGAUGAAUGCUGCUCGCGAUAUUCCUUUUUCUAAUCAGGUUGUACUACUGGGGAUUUAUGUUAAUAUGAGGCUUGGAAAAGUAGCUGAAGCGAAACGUCUUGUCGAAGAACAGAUUGGGAAAAAAUUGUUUAUUGGACAGACUUGA